UACAGAACCAAAUCUAGUUCCGAGAACAAGAAGAAGAAAAUGGGUGGGUUCUCUUGGCCUUCUCAAUCAGAGUUGAAUGAGGUGAGAGAAAUAGUUUCAAAGAUGGCUGGGAGAGGCACUGAAGAAGUCAGAGUUGUGGCAUCUCCUUAUAGAAUUUGCCCAUUAGGAGCUCAUAUUGAUCAUCAGGGUGGGACGGUUUCAGCCAUGACCAUUAAUAAGGGAAUACUUCUGGGAUUUGUUCCUUCCGGUGACAGUCAGGUUGUGUUACGCUCGGGUCAGUUUAAAGGAGAAGUAAGGUUCAGUGUUGACGAAGCUCAGGACUCUGGACACGCCAACGCGAUGAACAAUAAGAUUGAUGCAAAUGAUUCUUCCAAAAUACGCGAUGAAUGUAAUUGGGGAAAUUAUCCAAGAGGAGCCCUUUAUGCAUUGCAGAGAAAGGGAAACCACCUUUCCCAGGGUCUCAUAGGACACAUUUGCGGUUCUGAGGGUCUCGACUGCUCAGGCCUUAGUUCUUCUGCUGCCGUUGGAGUUGCUUGCCUGUUGGCUUUGGAAAAUGCAAACAAUUUAAUGGUGACUCCGGAGGAAAAUAUCGAGUAUGAUCGGUUAAUUGAAAAUGAGUAUUUGGGUCUGAAGAACGGCAUAUUGGAUCAAUCUGCCAUAUUACUUUCAAAGUAUGGCUGUCUUUUGUGCAUGAACUGCAAGACUAAAGAACAUAAACUCAUUAAGAAUGAGAACAUCGAGCCACAUACAGCAUACAAAAUACUACUGGCAUUUUCAGGAUUGAAGCAUGCUUUGACUAACAAUCCUGGAUAUAACCGUCGAGUUUCGGAAUGUCAAGAGGCCGCAAGAAUUCUUACGCAUGCUUCGGGAGUUGGAAAAGUGGAGCCCCUUCUCUCUGAUAUUGAACCCGAAGCCUAUCAAAGACACAAGAACAAAUUACAGCCCAAUAUUGCUAAACGGGCAGAGCAUUAUUUUUCGGAAAAUCUGCGUGUCAACAAAGGACUUGAAUUUUGGGCUUCUGGCAACUUAGAAGAUUUGGGAAGGCUUAUUACAGCCUCUGGCCUAAGUUCUAUUAAGAACUAUGAGUGUGGUUCGGAGCCGCUAAUUCAACUGUACGAAAUUCUUUUAAGGGCUCCAGGAGUAUUCGGAGCACGGUUCAGUGGUGCCGGCUUUAGAGGCUGCUGUCUUGCGCUCGUGGACUCUAAUCAUGCGGAUGAGGCCGCAUCGUUUGUCAGAAGAGAGUAUCGAAAGCUUCAACCCGAGUUGGCAAGUCAGUUGAACCAAGACUCAGCAGUUUUGAUAUGUGAAGCUGGUGACUGUGCUCGUGUAAUCUCAUGAUCUCAGCUGUCAAUAAACAGCUUGUUAAAUUUGGCUUUCUCAACCAAUCACAAUACCUUGUAAUAAUAUUUUUUUGUACUCCAUUCUUUUUUGUUGAUUCGAAAAGUGUCAAUCCAAUGAAACUUUGUUUUGAAAGGGAAAGCGUGGAUGUACAAAUAAUGAGUUUAAUAUGCCCCGUACAAUAACAUAAGAGAAUAUCAAU
Molecule: messenger RNA, 1540 nt
Organism: Morus notabilis
Lineage: Eukaryota; Viridiplantae; Streptophyta; Magnoliopsida; Rosales; Moraceae
Product: galacturonokinase
Exons: 14
Coding region: 40-1338 (432 amino acids)
Biological process (GO): galactose metabolic process
Cellular component (GO): cytoplasm; cytosol
Molecular function (GO): galactokinase activity; ATP binding
Source: RefSeq, a predicted model, not a curated record